GACUCCGGCCGCCCGUCCCUCGCUGAGAGAGCCGAGGCGCGGGCACUAAGCGGGCCUGCGUCGGCCGCCGUCGCCCGCGGCCUGUCCCCAGAGCCUCGCUUUCGCCUUCUCCGAGCCGAGGGGCCUCUGCCGGCCCUGGGCCCUCGCGCCCCGGCGGGGGACCCCGAGCGACUGGCUGCCGGCCCGCGGGACCUCGGAGGAUCGCCCGGAUCGCGGUGGGUGGGCGCCAUGACGCUGAGGCUCUUGGAAGACUGGUGCCGGGGGAUGGACAUGAACCCGCGCAAAGCUCUGCUGGUUGCGGGCAUCCCGCUGACCUGUAACGAGGCGGACAUCCAGGAGGCCCUGCAGGCCGGCCUGGCGUCCCUGGGCCAGCACCGCCUGCUGGGCAGGAUGUUCCGGAGGGCGGAGAACAGGGUGGUGGCCCUGAUAGGUCUGACUGAGGAGACUAGUCUCGCGGUGGUCCCCAAGGAAAUCCCGGGCAAGGGGGGUGCCUGGCGCGUCAUCUUUAAGCCCCCUGACCCAGACAACGAAUUUCUGAAUAGGCUAAAUGAGUUCCUAGAGGGAGAGGGCCUGACGGCGGCCGAGUUCACCAAUGCUCUUGGGUACGGGACGGACCCCUUUGACCGAGGCCCGAACCUGGUCCCACAGGUGGGGACCCCUAUGUUGGCAGAGGCGUUAGACGAGGCCCUGCAGCCAGCCCUGCAGUACCUGAAAUACAAAAAGCUGAAAGUGUUCUCUGGCAGUGACCCUCCGGAGCCGGGGGAAGAAGAGUUCGAUUCCUGGCUGUUCCACACUACUCAGAUGAUGAAGGCCUGGCAGGUGUCCGACGCAGAGAAAAGGCGGCGGCUGCUAGAGUGCCUUAAGGGGCCAGCAUUCGAGGUCAUCCGUGUCCUCAAGAUAAACAACCCUCGGAUUACGGUCCCCGAGUGUCUCCAGGCGCUCGAGCAGGUGUUUGGGGUUAUCGAUAACCCUAGGGAGUUGCAGGUCAAAUUCCUAACCACCUACCAGAACGCCGAAGAAAAGUUGCCAGCGUAUGUGCUCAGACUGGAGCCUCUGUUGCAGAAGCUGGUAGAGAGGGGAGCGGUUGAGAAAGAAGUUGUGAAUCAGGCCCGCCUGGACCAGAUCCUGGCAGGGGCGGAUGACAGGACCCUUCGGAGGAGGCUGGAUCUGCCGGAAGAUGGCCCUGCGCCAGGCUUAGUGCAGUUACUGACCCUGGUGAAGGAGGAUGAAGCGGCUGAGGAGGAGGAAGAGGCCCUUCUUCUGCAGGCCGGGCUAGAGGGUGAUUUCACCUGAACCUCAGGGGUCCGGGAGGUAAGGUCUGCCAUUGAGCAGGGCGGGAAGGCACCACAGCCCAUCACCCAGCUAUUGCUCUCACCGCCGCCCUGUGGCUCCUGUGUGCGCUGUGCUCGGUAUAAAACACUUGUCAUUUCUGUGCCUGUGUGCUGCUCCUCGUGUUAGGUACCGGUCGGUCCUUUUCAUAUUGAUGCCGAGAUGUGCAACAGAACAAGCACCGCCUGGCCCUGCACCACCCUCACAAACAUUGCUGUGCUUAAGCCUGUUGUGACAGCUGCUACGUCAAACCCCCCUCCUCGAGGGCCUCCUCUUUCUCUGACCCCCCCACUGUAUCCAGCCUGAGGUCCUCCUUCAGGGACUGGUCCCUCCUGAUAGCAUGUUCAAAGUGCAAAAGAGGAAGUCUGCUUAACGUCUCCUGGGCGUGCUACUGGCGCAGAAGGAGGUCGCCCUGCACUGGUAUUUGUGUAUUUACAGUGGAAUCUGAGUUGGUUUUAUCCUACAAAACUACAAUCCCAUGUCCCUAUCGACAUGCAGUGUGCUGAGGUGGCUGGCAGGGCGCAGGCACAAGCUGACCAGAAGAGCCCCUUGAGCUGUCCCCUCGUGUGGUGACAGGAGCAAAUGCAGCGUGUCGGGGAUACUGUUGUGUCGUCCUUGCCUGGUGAACAGGCAUCAUCUCUGGGGGAGGACACGUCUCAGCAGUGGUUGAGAGACUGUUGUUUUCCGUGUGGGUGGGAAUUUUACUUAUUCUGUGCCAUCAAAAGGUGGGGCUGCUUGCGGAGGUUGAAAAGUUGUCCACUGCCGCCUCUAACCCCGGGUUUCUGCUGUGCAGUAAAGCAUGGUGAUGCACUGAAUGUCACUUUGAUAGGUGUUAUAAACGCGAAUUUAUAAAAUAAAGGAAUGCUAAUAGAA
Molecule: messenger RNA, 2202 nt
Organism: Echinops telfairi (small Madagascar hedgehog)
Lineage: Eukaryota; Metazoa; Chordata; Mammalia; Afrosoricida; Tenrecidae
Gene: MOAP1
Product: modulator of apoptosis 1
Exons: 2
Coding region: 229-1293 (354 amino acids)
Biological process (GO): regulation of apoptotic process
Source: RefSeq, a predicted model, not a curated record